GCUAGUCCGUCCUUCAUGCACAACACAACAUCCCCAAGACCAAGACAUACCGGUCUCAGCUCGACUAGCUCGGCACUAGCUUCAUCUAGUAGCUUCUUCGAUCCACGAUGGGUAUGCAAUGGGAGCCCAAGUUUAAUUUUGGGGACAUUGGCCAACAACAUAUGAACAACGGUAACACCUUCAACGUGGGUGGUAAUCGUGAGUACAAGCGUCAGCAAGCGGCGGCGGGGCAGGGGCACUAUGGUGGUGGCGGCGGUGGAGGAGGAGGAGGAGGAGGAGGAGGAUAUGGAUACACAUACGGUUAUGGAUACGGUGGUCCUCCAGCACAUCCUCAUCAAAAGCCAUCGACUUAUGGUGGUGGUGGUGGCGGCGGCGGGUGGUGGGAUAGCGGGGCAUAUGACGAGUACUCUGCUCCUCCCCCUCCCCCUCCUCGCCGUCGUGUCGUGGAUUGGGACGAUGGAGCACACGAAUACCCGCCGCCGUCACAGCAGAGGCCACCUUCAGUGAACAAGAAGCCACCGCCAGAGUGCAAGCCUCUGCCAUGUCCGGAGCAUGAACCACCACCACCACCUCCAGAUGAAAAUAAAGAGGUGGAGGACAUGCCGCCAAAAGUGAGUCCCAAGCGUGAGGGUAGCAGGCCUCCUCCAUCUGCAGUCGACCCUCCUCAGAAACAGCCGCCGUCGUAUGGCUAUGGCCACCCUCACCCAGGUUGGGGUACUGAGGGUGGUGGUGGUGGUGCCUACUAUGGCGGUGGCGGUGGCGGUGGUGGCGGCUAUUAUCCUCCGACACAGGGGCGGGGCUACCCACCACCAUACCAAGGAGGUCAUCAUGGGGGCGGCGGCUAUGGCGGAGGGGCGCAAAUGGGGUUGCCAGUGCCAGCACCUCCCGGUGGAGCUUAUGCUACUUAUGGAGCAUACCACAAGCAUCACGGCGGAUAUGGUGACGGUGGCUAUGGCGUAUACGGUGGCGGCGGCUAUGGCGGCGGCGGAGGUUACGGCCAUGGCAAGUACAAGCACGGACACCAGGGCAAGUUUAAGCAGUAUUCUCACCACCAGGGCAAAUACUAACAAGCAUAUGCAGCAUGAUGAUGAUGGGUGAGCUAGUAGGUAGCAAAAGUUCGGUGCCGGCCGGUCCGGGGACCCAGUCACGGCAUGAUAUGUCAGAGUUCACCAUAGUACGUACGUACGUACGUGUGCAUCCUGAUGCGCAUGGAUGCUAAUAUGACUACUAAAUAAAGCUUGUUAUGGUGUAGGCUUCCCUUUAAGGAUUGCCACAUCGAUCUGCUUGGCAGGAGAUUGAAUUAGCCUAAUGCCUUAGGCGAUGGAUAAGUGUAUGUAUUUAACUAGCUACUAUAUAUACUACCUUAGCAGUGUGAUACUUGAUCAAUGUCCUACCUCUAUAUCUUGCCAUAUGAAGCUUUACUUUGCUUUCUAGAAUAUGCAGCACAGCAGGACUGCAUACCUGUGUAUAUGUAAUAUAUGUAUGUAAACCAAUCUAGCGGUUUGCUUGUAAGACCCAUGCAUCACAUCACAUGCAUGGUUUGCUGAAUAAGCACGGAGACUGAAAUACAAACUGUGUGUGUGUGUUUUUUUAA
Messenger RNA from Sorghum bicolor (sorghum), 1594 nucleotides. Its product is annotated as translation initiation factor IF-2. Bases 108 to 1067 code for a protein of 319 amino acids. The transcript has 3 exons. The record is from RefSeq and is a predicted model, not a curated record. Lineage: Eukaryota; Viridiplantae; Streptophyta; Magnoliopsida; Poales; Poaceae.